ACCAAAUCAUAUUAUUAAGUGUCUGCUAGAAAACAACCGUCGUAAAUCCUAAGUAAUAUACCCUAUACAGCCAAAGUUUUGACGUACGAAGUCGAAGAUGAACACCCAAACAGGUUCCGUGGAAGCAAACGAGGCAAUCCUGUGCGGCAAUGGAUGCGGGUUCUUUGGAACAGCAGCGACGAUGAAUUUAUGUUCAAAGUGUUACAAAGACCACGUCGUGAACAUGAACGUCGUGAAGGAGGAUGAGGCAGAAUUAGCAUCAUCACCAUCAGCUGAUUCUGAUAUAGAUGAGUUGGAAGAGGAGAUGAACUUAAUGUCAUUAGGGAGAGAAAAAGAGAUAUAUAUUAUGGAUUACAUUGAGGCUGAAAAGAAGGAGAGUGCAAUACCAAAGUGUUGGUUCUGUAGGAAGAAGCUUGGAUUGGUGUCAUUUAACUGUAAAUGUCGGAGAAAUUUCUGUCAGUCUCAUAGGUAUCCUGAAGAUCAUCUGUGCAACUAUAAUUAUAAGCUUCUUGGAAGACUUGCAAUUGCUAAGAAUAACCCUCGUAUUGUACCUGACAAGUUGAACAAGAUCUGAUGCUUUUGUUUUAGAGAUCGACUGAAAAUUUACAAAUUCUUUCUUUUUUUUUGUGUAAUUUUUAGUUUCUUUUUAUUAUUUUUUUUAAUAUAUAAGAUGUGAUUUUUCUUUGAGUUCUUUUGUUAUCUAUGGAAAUUAGCAAUAUUAAUUCAUGCUUCGUAUACUUAUCAAUGGCUAAAGAGUACUUAAUUUUUACUAUUAAUACUCUAUCUGUUUACUAUUAAUAUUUUUAAUUAUUUAUUGAUAAAAAUCACUAAAAGUUAUUCAAAAAAUAUACUUCUUAUUCUGAGAUUAACUGAUAGUAUUGUACGUAAUAACAUUUUUUUAUAUAUUACCAAAAGAAAAUUGGUAUAUCUUAUAAAGUGCAUAUAUGUACUUAGCUCUACAUACACCAAGCUAAGCUUGGCCUAAUGAUUAUGAUAACGCCUUCCAAGUUCCAAUUAACCUUGAGGUUGGAAGUUUAAUUCCCACUAGGGGCACGUUCAGGGUAAGAUUUUCUUUACUUUCCCCCGAAUUCUUAGAGUGUCUAGCCCUCUAACUCGGGUUGAG
Messenger RNA from Beta vulgaris subsp. vulgaris (sugar beet), 1123 nucleotides. RefSeq names its product zinc finger A20 and AN1 domain-containing stress-associated protein 6-like. The transcript has a single exon. The record is from RefSeq and is a predicted model, not a curated record. The coding region runs from base 98 to 574 and encodes 158 amino acids. NCBI's taxonomy places the organism in Eukaryota, Viridiplantae, Streptophyta, Magnoliopsida, Caryophyllales, Amaranthaceae. Gene Ontology annotation, molecular function: zinc ion binding; DNA binding.